This is a messenger RNA of Brenthis ino (lesser marbled fritillary), 1197 nucleotides long. The record is from the annotation of a GenBank genome assembly. Lineage: Eukaryota; Metazoa; Arthropoda; Insecta; Lepidoptera; Nymphalidae.
AUGAGCAAGUUAAUUCCAUCUGCAGUUAAGCUUUUCGGCGGAUCUACAAUCACGAAAGCAGCCGCCCCAGUAGCUGUCACGACCAACGCAAAGUUUAGCACAAAAUCAGAGGCUUCCUUCGAAAUAAAACCUUUCAAACUCCACAGGUUGGAUAAAGGUCCGGCUACAACAGCCUCUUUGACAGCUGAAGAUGCACUUAAAAUGUAUGAAAAACUUGCAGUCCUUAGAAGAAUUGAAACUGCAGCAGGCAAUUUAUAUAAAGAAAAGAUUAUCCGUGGUUUCUGUCAUUUGUAUUCAGGUCAGGAAGCGGUAGCAGUAGGUAUGAGAAUGGCGAUGCGAGAUGUUGACUCGGUGAUCACUGCCUAUCGUUGCCACGGAUGGACUCACCUUAUGGGGGUCAGUGUGCUUGGUGUACUUGCCGAAUUGACGGGAAGACACAGUGGAUGCUCCAGAGGCAAGGGUGGUUCUAUGCAUUUGUAUGGACGCAACUUUUAUGGCGGCAACGGUAUUGUCGGUGCUCAGGUGCCUCUUGGUGCUGGCAUAGCCUUUGCCCAUAAGUACACAGGAGACGGGGGAGUGAGCUUUGCGUUGUACGGCGAUGGUGCCGCAAAUCAAGGGCAACUAUAUGAAGCAUAUAACAUGGCCAAGCUAUGGGAUCUGCCUUGUGUGUUUGUUUGCGAGAAUAAUGGAUAUGGUAUGGGUACGAGUGUGGACCGCGCGUCGGCCAGCACGGAGUACUACACGCGCGGCGACUACGUGCCCGGCGUGUGGGUGGACGGCAUGGACGUGCUCGCCGCGCGCGAGGCCACGCGCUUCGCUAUCGACUACUGUACCAGUGGGAAAGGUCCGUUAGUAAUGGAAAUGGAGACAUACCGGUACUCGGGGCACUCUAUGUCUGACCCGGGCACGUCGUACCGCACGCGCGACGAGGUGCAGGAGGUGCGGCAGACGCGAGACCCCAUCACAUCCUUCAAGGACAAGAUACUGUCCCACGAACUGGUCACACCCGAACAGCUUAAGGAAAUCGACACAAAAGUACGAAAAGAAGUGGAUGAAGCAACAAAGCAAUCUAAAUCAGACCCUGAAGUAGGUAUAGAAGAACUUUCCGGAGAUAUCUACUACAAAAACUAUGAACCCGAAAUCCGUGGCGUUAGUCCCAUUGCUGGUCUAAAACACGUUGAAGUUAUGCCACGUAAA